Penicillium verhagenii is the source of this 975-nucleotide messenger RNA. RefSeq names its product SMP-30/gluconolactonase/LRE family protein. The record is from RefSeq and is a predicted model, not a curated record. Gene Ontology annotation, biological process: L-ascorbic acid biosynthetic process. The transcript has 3 exons. Gene Ontology annotation, molecular function: gluconolactonase activity; calcium ion binding. Bases 1 to 975 code for a protein of 324 amino acids. NCBI's taxonomy places the organism in Eukaryota, Fungi, Ascomycota, Eurotiomycetes, Eurotiales, Aspergillaceae.
AUGAGCAAUCCAAUCGAGACCCAAAACACGGGCCCGACCUUCUAUGCCACCCCAAAGGGCCGCAUGGUCCUCGGCGAAGGCGCCAUCUAUCGAGCUAGCGACUCAACUCUACACUGGUUCGACUGCCUCUCUUCCCCAGCCGAACUAUACAUUCUCCCCGUUGACCCCGACACGGGAGCCGCAACUGGCCCGGCACGAAUUCUUCCCCUUGCCGACAGCGUAACCGUUGCCGGGUUUCGCACCAACAUACCUGGCAGUUACGUCGCGGCGUAUUACCAAGGCGUGUGCUUCCUGGACGAGGAGACCGGCAAAUUCGAAGUGGCUUGUGAAAUUAUUCCAUCUGCGGAGCGGAGUCGACGCCGGUUUAAUGAUGGCGGUGUCGAUGCAGCUGGACGAUUCUGGUUAGCGGAAAUUGAUCUCGAAGCCACUGCUUUUGCCCCUGGCACAUUGCCGGCGGAUUAUGGGGUCCCGAAAGGGCGGCUGUGGAGAUAUGAUCCUGGCGGGGGCUUGCAUUUGAUGUUGUCUGAGGGAAUUAUCUGUGGUAAUGGCGUUAAAUGGAGCCCGGAUAAUCGAACUAUGUAUUUGAAUGACUCUGUCGGAAUGAAAAUAACAGCGCUUGACUUUGAUCUUGAGACUGGGAGUAUCUCAAAUCAACGAACUCUGGUUGACUUUCAAGAGACGGGCGGGGAACCUGAUGGAAUGGUUGUAGAUGUCGACGGGAACUUAUGGGUGGCUGUUUAUGGGACCAGUCAUAUCAUGGUCUUCACGCCACAUGGCAAGCUCUUGAAACAGAUAGCACUGCCGGCGAUGUAUCCAACAUGCCCAACGUGGGGAGGUAAGAACCAGGAUAUUUUGUAUAUCACAACCGGAAAAGAUCGCACAGAUAACCCAGACCCCAAUGACGAGGGCGGUCAUAUGUAUAUGGCUCGUAUUGGCAAAGGGCGAGGUCACGUCAAGUAUGAGUUUGGUGGUUGA